Gekko japonicus is the source of this 2031-nucleotide messenger RNA. RefSeq names its product inter-alpha-trypsin inhibitor heavy chain 2 (gene ITIH2). The coding region runs from base 1 to 2031 and encodes 676 amino acids. Gene Ontology annotation, biological process: hyaluronan metabolic process. Lineage: Eukaryota; Metazoa; Chordata; Lepidosauria; Squamata; Gekkonidae. The record is from RefSeq and is a predicted model, not a curated record. The transcript is spliced from 14 exons. Gene Ontology annotation, molecular function: serine-type endopeptidase inhibitor activity.
AUGAAGACGAUCCUGGGGGACCUCCGUUCCGAUGACCAGUUUUCAGUCCUCGACUUCAACCACCACGUGCGAACCUGGAAAGAUAGUUUAGUGCGAGCUUCCAAAUCAGACACCGAAGCUGCCAAGAAGUACAUCGAGGGAAUCCAUCCUAACGGAGGGUCACCGUAUGUUGGCUGCAACUUCAAGACUGUCGAAGCGAUGAAGACGAUCCUGGGGGACCUCCGUUCUGACGACCAGUUUUCAGUCCUCGACUUCAACCACCACGUGCGAACCUGGAAAGAUAGUUUAGUGCGAGCUUCCAAAUCAGACACCGAAGCUGCCAAGAAGUACAUUGAGGGAAUCCAUCCUAACGGAGGGACGAAUAUUAAUGAUGCUCUCCUCCGAGCCAUCUUUAUUUUAAACGAAGCCAACAGGAUGGGGAUGUUAGAUCCGAACUCUGCGUCCAUGAUUGUCCUGGUGUCCGAUGGAGAUCCUACUGUGGGAGAACUGAAGCUGCCUACCAUUCAGAAGAACGUGAAGAAAAACAUCCAGGACGACAUCUCGUUGUUCUCCCUCGGCAUCGGCUUUGACGUGGACUACGAUUUCCUGAAGAGACUGUCCAGCGAAAACAACGGGAUGGCGCAAAGGAUUUUUGGAAACCAGGAAACCUCCUCUCAGAUGAAGCAAUUCUACAACCAAAUCUCCACCCCGCUUCUGAAAAAAAUCGAGUUCAACUAUCCCCAGGGCAUGGUGUCGGACGUCACCCACAACAGCUUCCAAAACUAUUUUGGAGGAUCGGAGAUUGUGGUGGCAGGAAAAGUCGACACAGAAAACGUGCAACACUUGCAGAGCAUUAUCACAGCCACUGCCGCCAACGCAGAGUUAGUCUUGGAGACCUUGGCAGACUCGGAGGGUCUGGAUGAAUUCCUGAGCAAAGAUAAGCACGCAGAUCCCAAAUUCACUGAGACGUUGUGGGCCUACAUUACCAUCAACCAGCUUAUGGCCGAGAGGAAUCUGGCCUCGACGGCUGCCCUGAAAAGGAACAUCACGAAGAGGAUCUUGCAGAUGUCCCUCGACCAUCACAUCGUGACCCCGUACACGGCCAUGUUGAUCGAGAGCCCGAACGGAGAUGAGCUGAUGCUGGCCGACUCUCCCCGAGACCACAAGCGGGCGUGCUGCGCAGGUGCUUUAGCCGUUGGCCACCCAAAGCCUGACAACUCUAUCCCGCCCUGGGCCAGCUCCACCUCCAUGCCAAAGGAACCAUUAAGUCUCGUUAAGGGACCAACUGCAGCGGCCAUCCAUGCUGUGGACAACGAUCCCCAUUUUAUCAUCAACCUGCCCAGGCAACAGAAGAACAUCUGCUUCAAUAUCAAUUCCAAACCUGGAGCGAUCCUGAACUUGGUUUCAGAUGCUGACUCUGGGAUUGCUGUCAACGGACAGCUCGUCGGGGCCAAGCAGGCCGUGAGCGAAAAGCUUCAGACCUACUUCGGCAAGAUUGGGUUCGAUUUCAGAGAGAAAGGCAUCCGGGUCGAAGUGAGCACCGCAGCCAUCACCCUGAUGGACGGCUCCUCCAGUAUCUCCCUCUCCUGGUCUGACACGGGGAGGAUCAUCCGGAGAAGACUACUCAUCGUGGUGAACAGGAACAGCAAUGCCACCAUCGUCAUCAACGGGAACACGACUUUCACCGUUUUGCUUCACCGAGUGUGGAAGAAGCAUCCAGUCAACGUUGACUUCCUGGGUAUCUACAUUCCUCCCGAAAACCACUUCUCCUCCAGCAUCCAUGGCCUUAUAGGCCAGUUCAUACUUGAGCCCACCGUGCACAUCUACAACGAACGGCCGGGGCCAGAUCCAGAGAAACCCGAAGCCACCAUGGAAGUCAAGGGCCUCAAGCUCACAGUUACCAGGGGAUUCCAGAAGGAUUACCGCCUGGACCGAGUGUUCGGGAUUCGCGUCCAAUGCUGGUUCGUGCACAACAGUGGGAAGGGCUUCCUCGAUGGCCACUACCAAGAUUACCUCGUCCCGACUCUGUACAGCUUUCUGAAUCGUCCCUGA